AGAGUUAUAGCAUGUGACCGUGAAAAAUGUUCAACCUCAAAUUGGAAACGAGACGUAAGUCAACAAAGUCGUAUAUACGUAUAUGUAUACGUAUAUAUGUGAGCAAAACAUACCGAAAUGUUUGACAAAGAGUAGCUCCAACUACGACUCAAUCAGUGCGUUUAAAGAACAGUCCUUAAAGAUGCUUAAGGCAGAAUAUCAUCUAAAAUGUAAACUAUUUAUCGCGAUACGCAGUCUUGAACAUCAAAGUGAUCCGCUAUGGGUAAUGAUCCGGUAAUGGUAACUUGACUUUAUUCCCUUUAGACAUACGAUUUGACUCGCGUGACCAUUGCCGUGGAUGUUUUUCGAUGCCAACCCAGAUUGCACUUCUGGUGAUACUAAUAUUAUAUUGUGAUCGUCGCACUCGCACAGUUCAAUGGAUGUAAGAGAUAAUUUAAUAUGAUUAUAAUUCCCGCGGCAACUUUUGACCGUUUUAUCAAGUUGGACAUCUUGUUAAAUACACAUCGAUAAAUAACAGAUUUAUUCGUCCAGAGUAUCUCAUAUUUGACCUUUCUCGCGGCAGUACGUUAAAUCUUAAAUAAAUAAAGCUUUUGAGGCCCGUUUGAGAGUAUUAACUUACCAACAGUAUUCAAAUAGUAUUUAUAAACACAAUGGUGAAUAUGGACGACAUCUAGACUGUGAGACUGUUUGCAGAAGUGAUUUUAGCUAGUGGUAUUUCCAUAACCGGUAUUGUGGGAAAUUUCUCUAUAUUCUCGCUGACACAUGUCUGAUAUAACAAGUAUUACAACUGCAAUCAAGAAAGAUCACAUAAAGGAGCUUUUAAAUUCGUAAACAAUUAAAUAACGUCGUUUAUCAUUAUGAUUUAUAGUAUGCACAAUAGUGUUAACCUUGACAGCACCCAUGCACGUCUUUUAUUUGCAUAAGCGAACGCAUGUAUGUGAUGAUUUUUAACGCAUCCAAAUGGGCAAUGCUGAAGUGCCAAAAAGACACACGUGUGUAUGAAAACAUAGGAUUGUUAAUUUAUUUUGGUAACUUUGAAUGCAUAGAUCGGUUCUGUGUGUUAACACGUGUUAGCCUUUCUCUCAACUUAAUGUUCCUAGGGGUUUGUUUUCCGAAUACACAUACUCAAUGAAAGUUUCUUCCAUGCGGUAGAAGGCAAACUUCUGCCACAUAUUAAACACGAUUUAAAUAUUCAAUGCUCGUUAGCCCAUAAUUAUUUUCGAUUCGAUUAAGCAGCCCCUCGAUGGUAUGUUCAAUUAAAAAAAAUAUGUUGACCUGAAAUGUACCGUGGCCAUAUGAUGUCCAUCAUAAAACGAGGUUUAUUACACACGUUAACUAUACAUGUAUCUAGUUAUAAAUGGGUAUAAAAUAAGCAAGAGACAAACGAUUAUAUCCUCAAAAAGUUGUGUUCGAGCCAACUUCAUUGAUUACUGACCUGUUUCUACUUUUUUGUAUUGAAAUCCAAUUCACUCUAUCAGCGUUUUUAUUUUAAAAUCUAACGAGAUUAGACGGGCCUUCAAAAUGAUCGGCAAGUAUUUAAAACGUGGCAUAUCCAGGUUUUUUUCAGUUGCCGUUGUACUUGCCUGUCUGAAAACAUAAUCGAACACUGGUUUGCAACCAUGAGGUUUUGGGCUACAGUUGUGCUAUUUGUCUGCGUCUCUGCUAGUGUUGCUGCUCUUCUGAGUCAUCGACAUGUUGUGAAAGGGAGCACUGUCCCUCCAACAACAACGAGUCUCACCAAUGUCACAAGCACCUGGCCUUACGGAUUUAUGGAAUUUGCCUCCCUGUGGGCUAAAUGUCGCGAAUGGCAGCUUUUUAAUCCUAGCAAAGCCACGGAUGGAGCAAAUCGGUCGGAGAUGGGGUCGAUAGGAAUUGCUUGCACCGGUCUGCUCGACGCAAUGAAAGACAUGAAGACGGACUCUGGACCAGAGAAGGAGGAGACCGUCAUGGCAGAGUUUAAUGCAAAUUUCCCACUUUUACAGUGUACAAAUCUUCAGAUUAAUCGUGAAGAAAUCAUGGCUGUCCUAGAACACGACACUAACGCAAUCAACGAUGAUCCAUUUCUUUCAAUGACUGCCCGCCUAGCUGAAAUGUGCGACUCGGAAUUCAAGGCGUACGCUGAUCAGAAAAAGAUAAAUCGACCCCAGAAACGUAAUUGGUGGAACGUUAUCAAUAUCGUCAAUAUCGCAGCCAGCAUUGUAGCAGCCAGCAUGGUAGCAAUAGGACGUUAACCCAUUCGGCCAUUGGGCCUAUAACCUAUUUAUGCCUAGCGUUUAGAAAAAAGGCAUUAGAAAACAGCGUAGACCCAGAUGAGACGCCGCAUGAUGCGGCGUCUCAUCAGGGUCUGCGCUGAUUGCUUGAAGGGAUUUCUGUAAGAAAGAUUCUAAAUAUAUCAAUAUCAUUAUUAUUAUUUUUUUAUCAUUAUUAUUAUUAUUAUUAUUAUUAUUACUAUUAUUAUUAUUAUUAUUUUUUAUUUUUACUAUUAUUAUUAUUAUUAUUAUUAUUAUUAUUAUUUAAUAACUAUUAUUAUUACUAAAUUAUUGUUUAAGCACAAAUGCUAUUCUUGAAAUCCAAUGUUAAUUUUUAUCUCUCCCAUUUUGCGAACUUAAUUUAAAACUUACAAACAAUCAAUGUCACUGUUAAAACUGUUAAUUGAUUCAAACUGUUUAUAUUAAUAUGACUUCCCCCUAUACCAAAAUGCCCCACACUUGAAUCGGAAACAAACUAUGUAUUAUGUACUGUGUAUAUUAUAUGUUCCCCAUGUUGUAUCUAUGUAUACCUGGAAGUAAUAAAGUUUUGUUCUGUU
Messenger RNA from Dreissena polymorpha, 2806 nucleotides. RefSeq lists its product as uncharacterized. Lineage: Eukaryota; Metazoa; Mollusca; Bivalvia; Myida; Dreissenidae. The record is from RefSeq and is a predicted model, not a curated record. The transcript has 8 exons. The coding region runs from base 1620 to 2231 and encodes 203 amino acids.